Molecule: messenger RNA, 1407 nt
Organism: Peronospora belbahrii
Lineage: Eukaryota; Oomycota; Peronosporomycetes; Peronosporales; Peronosporaceae
Source: the annotation of a GenBank genome assembly
AUGGCAAAGCGACGCAAUGAAAACAACCACAUGCGCCGUGAAGAAUACGAAGCAGUAGCAGCAGAAGACGCAGCAGCAGAUGAAGUCACUGCUGAAUCGUUUGAGAUUGGAUUUCAACGGGCUAGUGACGAGUCGAUUCGUAAGCGUAAAAUUGUCAAAGCACGGUCUGGAAAUCGUUCGUCCGUUGUGACCAAGCGUAAAGCAGCUACAGAUGGAGAUAAUACAGUCCAAUGCAAUCCAUUUGGAGGUUUUCAGGGACUUACAGCGGCUACACCUGCUGCUUCAAACCCGUUCACUGGAUUUUCAGGUCUUACGAGCACAGUGAAGAAAACGAGCAAUGAGUCAAGUACGACGUCGUUGAAGAAAUCGUACCAGGAAGCAAUGGAGGGACUGAAUAAGGAGUUUCUGGCUUUUGUGACGGGUCAGUUGCAAAGUAACCCGAGUGCAAACUGGAUGAAUGCAGUGCAGGAUUAUGUGAAGUACGCGGGAGAGAUUGCUACCAAGUACGCGCUUACUAAGCCUGUUGCGAUCAGUGAGACGAAACAAGCGGCACCAGCAACCUUUUCAGCUAGUGCGACGUUGAGUUGUGCUCCAAGUGCAAAGGCAGCCACCGCUUUGUCGGAUACGUCCCCCUCGUUUGAUGAUAGCAACGCCUGCGCCAAAGAGAAGGAUGAUACUCCAGUCAGCAGUGGUUUGUCGCUCAAUAAUGACUCCAAGAAGGAUGACAAUUGUCGACCCGCUUCGGCAGAAUUUUCCUUUGGCAGCGCUGGUAGCUCACUGUUUACUGCCAAGCCUGCCGAUGAAGAGGAGAAGACUAUUUCUGCGUUUUCGUUUGGAUCGCUGCCGAAACCAGCGGCUCCUGCAGCGUCCUCUGCUUCUGCUACUGGUGGUAUCUCGUUUGGUAACGCCGGUCCUGCCAAGAGUAUUGCAUCUGCAUCAAGUGGUGGUUUUAGCUUUGGGUCUUCAGCUCCAGUGGCAUCGACGUCGAAGUCGACGGCAGCUAAUGACGAAGACGAGGAAAACAUUGGACGUGAGGAAGCUACUGUCAUUAUCAAGGCUGAUUCUUCCGACGACGACGACUGCACUUUUGAAGCUGAUAAGGUCAAGAUUUUUGAGUUUAAGAAAGACGAGAAGCGCUGGGCAGACAAAGGUGUGCAUCCUCUUCAGGUGCUUGUCAGUAGAGACACAAAGAGUGCACGCAUCUUGGUCCGUAAUGAGAUUGGUAAAGUUGUGUUGAAUGCAGCAUUAUACAAGGGCAUGGCUGUUCGUCCACAUGAGACCAAGGGCAAAAAAACAGGCGUGACGCUAGCGUUGCAAGUUGACAAUCAUUUGACGCAAUUUUUGAUCAAGAUAAACGCUGCGCGAGUGGAAGAAUUGAUUCUGGCUCUGGAAUCCGCCGCUGGUUAA